AUCCAUGAUGAGGUCCCUCCUGGUACUGAUGCUGCUGGCUGCUGUGUGUGCUUCUCUGGCCCGGGCCCUGCACUGCCAUGUGUGCUGUGGGCACGAGAACUGCGAGUCUCUCGUGGAGUGCGCCUUGACGGACAAGUACUGUGUGAUCACUCGGGCCACCAAUCCUGGAGGCAUCUUGGUCAUGAAGUCCUGCGCCCCAACCUGCCCCAACAGCACCGUGUCUUCAGAUGGCCGUGCCCUCUCUGUCUCCUGCUGCCAGGGCAGCCAGUGCAACCGCAGUGCUGCCUCAGGUCUGACCAGCAGCCUUGGGGCUCUAUGGGCCAGUGCCUCUACCAGCCUACUGUGGGCACUGCUUCGAGCUGCCUGGUGAGGGCGUGGGUGGCCUUUCCCUGUCAUCAGGGAUCUGUCUGCAGCCUCAGCAGUGUCCCCCUCCCAUCCCUACCCAGCCCAGGCUGUUACCCUUUCUCCCCAUUUCCCCUCAAGACUCAUCCAGUCUUCCUGUCUGUCACAGAAAGGAAGUAACAGCACCUGUCCUAAGGUUCCUGUUCCAGAGCCCAUCUCUCCUCCUGCCUCAGGAAAUCCUUCAACGGGGCACAGGGACACACCUCCACCAAACCCUCACCUCUAUGGGCAUGCCAAACUACCCUUAGUAGGAAAAGCCCCCAUUUCCCCAACUCCAUACACCCUCAUUUCAGGAGCUUUGAACAGACCUUAGGUUUGACAGUUGUACUACCCUCUACUCAACUGAAAGGACUCUGUAUAUGGCCAUCUGGACCCCUGGGCUUCUUCUAUGUGUGAAGGGACCCU
Molecule: messenger RNA, 807 nt
Organism: Acomys russatus (golden spiny mouse)
Lineage: Eukaryota; Metazoa; Chordata; Mammalia; Rodentia; Muridae
Product: secreted Ly-6/uPAR domain-containing protein 2-like
Exons: 3
Coding region: 5-370 (121 amino acids)
Molecular function (GO): acetylcholine receptor inhibitor activity
Source: RefSeq, a predicted model, not a curated record